Messenger RNA from Caenorhabditis bovis, 2226 nucleotides. The record is from the annotation of a GenBank genome assembly. Lineage: Eukaryota; Metazoa; Nematoda; Chromadorea; Rhabditida; Rhabditidae.
AUGAUUGAAGAUCUUGCGAAAAUUGAAAAUGUCGAACAGGUUCUUCAAAAUAAAAACAAAAGCGAGUUGCUAGAAAUUUGUCGAAAUUGUUUACGGCAUGUAAUUGCUUCCAAUUAUACCGGAUUUACUAAAUUGCACGAAUCUUCUUGGAUAAGCGAAGAAGACGCGAGAAAAUGCCUUGCUAGAGACUUGAUAACUCCUUGUGUAGCUGUCAAGUCUUCGUGGGCUCUGGUUCUCACUAAACGGAUCAUGGAAAAUAUAAAUGAUGCCGAUUUUGAGACGCACCUUUUGAAAUUGAGAUUCUUUAUUGUUUGGCAACAAUUUCUCACGGAUAAAUCGAAUUAUAUUCUUGAACAAGGGACCCAAUCAAUUCAGUUCAUUCAGAAGAACUUGGAAUCUGAAACUGAUUGUAAUAGAAAAUGUUCAAUUCUGCUGAAAAUGACUUCGUUCUACUUCAUGUUUUAUCAAUACGAUUUGGCAAACGAAUGUAUUGAAAAUGCUUCCAAAUUGUGCAAACUGAAUGUGGAUAUGACCGGAAUGCUUGGAAAACGAACGCGAUAUCAAACAAGAGAUGUCGCCCAAUUGGUUCUUGUGUAUGAGAAUCCAGAAAAUGUUGGCGAAAUUCAAGAACCUUCCGUUGAUGUCCCAACGAGUUGUGUUCUCAAUGACGACACUCUUCUUGAACAAGUUGCUGUGACUUCAAAUGAUUCGAAUACACAAGUAGACGGUCGCCGACUUUCUUUGCCGCAGCUAUGUUGCCUUUUAUGGAUUGCUCGUCAUGAGAAAUCGACCCAUCACGGCGAUGCGCUUCUCCAUGAACGAUGUACGCCAUUCCUGAAUGCUGUCAUCGCUUCAAGACGCUGCUGGCCGCUUCAAUCGGCAGCUUUACUUCUUCGUGCCGAUCUCGAAAAAUCGAAUGGAAGAACUGUCGAUAGAUCGUGUUCGCAAACUGAACUCAUUUGCAAAUUGAUGCAAGGCAUUGAUGACGAAUCUUCGGAUGAAGUACGCAUAGCUCGCACAGAUCAUGUGUUGAGCUGUGGAUUGGAGCCUGCGUGGAUGGCCAAUGUGUUGCACACUGGAAUUCUGAAAUCACUCGGAUGCACAUCUGAAGCUCUUCUGAUUCUGGAAAAACUUGAACUGUGGGAUAAUGUUAUUGAUUGUUAUAAGACACUUGGUCAGUUGGAGAAAGCUGAAGCUCUUAUUCGAAGGUUGCGAGAUGAGAAUCCGGAUGAUACAAUGCUGCUCGUGUAUUUGGGCGAUAUUACACAGAAUCCGGAUUAUUUUAUCGAAGCCAUCGAGAAAUCCGGUGACCGAAAUGCUCGUGCUCAUCGAUCACUUGAAGUUUGGAGCUACAGCCGAUUCAACUGGGCACUUGGUUCAAUUCUGGAUACGUGUGCGUGGAAGUUGGAAAAUUAUAAAGAUGCUGCGACUUGUUAUCACAGAUGUGUUUCUCUUCAACCUGACCAUUUCGAAGCUUGGAGCAACCUGUCAGCUGCAUACAUACGUUAUGGAAUGAAGGAAAAAGCGUGGAAACUUCUACAAGAAGCUUUGAAGUUCAAUUAUGAACACCCAAACGUUUGGGAGAAUUACAUGCUUCUAUCGGUUGAUGUUGGGUCGUUCGGGCAGGCAAUUCUUGCUUAUCAUCGACUUCUUGAUUUGAACAAGAGAGGUGCAGAUGAUGAGGUUUUGGAAUUGAUCGCCUUGCAUGUUCUGAAGCGAGAGAAGGAGUUGACUGAUGACAAUGAGAAGCUUGAGAAUUCGAAAGAAAAGUCGGAAAUGAUCAAACUUUUGGCGAGAAUAACUGCGAAUCAUCAGACACUCUCGUCAAAGACAUUGAAAUUGUACGCUGAACUGAAGAGACCAUCUGAACUUAAUAAUGAGACAAGAACUGAAUAUGAGAAGUAUAUUCAAAUUCUUGAGAAGAGUCUUGCCGUUGCGAACGGAAAACAGAAUUGGUCGAAGGAUGAACAAUUGUCGGUUGAAGUGGCAGAGACGGCGAUUUUGUUAGCGAAUGAGAGGCUUUCGCUUGCGAGACAUAUCAGUUCGGCGACGUCUGUGAAAGAGGCAUCCGCACGAGUUAGAUUAUCGUUGAAUGGUGUGAUUACCAGAAUUGAAAAAGACGCCCAGAAUCGAAUUGUUGGCGAGAAUGAGCAAAAACUAGCCGAAUUGAUUGACGAAGCCAAAGGAAUUCUGACGCAAUUGUCGUCUCUUGCUUCCACUAAUUAA